Molecule: messenger RNA, 924 nt
Organism: Aspergillus ruber CBS 135680
Lineage: Eukaryota; Fungi; Ascomycota; Eurotiomycetes; Eurotiales; Aspergillaceae
Product: RNA polymerase II mediator complex subunit MED27 domain-containing protein
Exons: 3
Coding region: 1-924 (307 amino acids)
Cellular component (GO): mediator complex
Source: RefSeq, a predicted model, not a curated record
AUGGCAGCCGCAACAGCGAAAGUCGAGGAUGCCGCACCGGCACCAGCACCAGCAGAAUCUACCGAAACAAAUGUCUGGACAACAGAACGACAACUCGUUUCUUCGCUGGCUAAGUUACAGAAACUUGAAUCUAUGAUCCACAACCUCCGCACCCUCCUCCCAGAGCGCCUCUUGGAACCCCUAGUCCCAAUAGUAAACCCCCAGUUCUCAGCAUCCAACAACAAGACUCUCCCCAAAUCCCCGCAAACACUCUACGAGCAACUCUCCACCACGGCGCGCGCGGGAGUAGCAGAGGUCCAAUCCUUCCAGGAUCUGUGGCGGAGUCCCGAACUCAAGGAGAUCUGGGACCAUGUUGACGACAAAAUUCAGGAGGGGAACGGAGUGUUGUUGCAGUCGAGUGGUAUGUGGGAGAGGGAUUAUGGGGCGUUGCUGGAGGAGAUUGUGGAGGGAGAAAGGGGGAAAGGGGAGGAGGAGGGGAGGGAGAAGGAGGAGAGGGAGAGGGCGGUAGUGGAUGGGGAUUGGAGGAGGGUUGUUGAGGGGUUUGCGGGGAGGAGUGUGCCUGGUGUCCGGGUUGUUAGUGUGAAGGAGAGGGAUGCGGUGGUAGUGGUGUUGGUUAAGGUGGGGAUGGCGUUUGAGGUACAGAGCCUUGAAGAUCAGGGAGGAGUUAAGUGGGUGGUUUCGAGCAAGAUGACUCCCGGGAAGCCGGUGAGCAAUCUGGAAGCCGCGGUUGUGGACUGUUUGAAUUUGCGUCCGAGACAGUGGGAUCUCGCUUUUACUUUGGACAUGAUAUCCUCCUACACAACCAUCAAGCAAAUGCCCUGCGCAAAAUGCAACAAAAUGACCGACUCAGCCGCCCAACUCCCAACCAUCCGUCGCCAGUCUGCAGAGUCAACCUGGGAAGCCUUCCACCCAACAUGCCUCUAA